AUGCCCUCAACAGAGACGGUCGAAGUCUCCAAAGCCGGCAUCAAAACGUCUGCAACCGGUGAGCGUCACAUUCCCUCUUCAACCCGCCCUGACGGCUCUGUCCGGAAAGAAAUUCGCGUCCGCCCGGGCUACCGCCCCCCAGAGGAUGUUGAGGUCUACAAGAACCGGACCGCCGAAGCAUGGAAGUCCCGUGGAAGUGGGGGCGUUCCCGGCGCGGAGAGCCUGAAAUCAGAAAGCGAGCCCCCGAAAGGAAGUGCAGCUGCCAACAAGAACGCAAAGAGGAGGGAGGCAAGGAAGAAAGCUGCGGCUGCAUCAACCCUCACCGAGGGCAAGGGAGGCGAGACGACUGUGAAUGAUUCGGAAGAUCAGAGUUCCCCCCUCAAGGGUAAAGAGAGCACUGAAACCUCUGCGAAGCCCGUUGAUCUGGAGGCUGAAAGGGAGAAAGAUGCAAAGAAGUUGAUGAAGAAGUUACGCCAAGCACGAGAUCUGAAGGACAAGAAGGAGAAAGGGGAUGUCCUGCUACCGGAGCAGUUUGAAAAGGUGAUCAAAAUCAAUGAGCUUAUCCGGCAGCUGGAAACUCUUGGUUUUGAUGCAAACGGUGACAAGAAGGCUGAGACUUGA
Lindgomyces ingoldianus is the source of this 621-nucleotide messenger RNA. RefSeq lists its product as uncharacterized. Gene Ontology annotation, cellular component: cytoplasm; exon-exon junction complex. The record is from RefSeq and is a predicted model, not a curated record. Bases 1 to 621 code for a protein of 206 amino acids. Gene Ontology annotation, biological process: exon-exon junction complex disassembly. Lineage: Eukaryota; Fungi; Ascomycota; Dothideomycetes; Pleosporales; Lindgomycetaceae. Gene Ontology annotation, molecular function: RNA binding. The transcript has a single exon.